GACUACUCAGUGCGGUUACAGUGGUGUAGUUAAAGUUGAGCCUCAAACAGUAUCGAUACAAAGCGGCAACGUCCACACACACAACUACCUUACAGAAUGGCCUCUAAAAGACCCAAAAUCUACAAGAGGGAUAAUGCCAAUGACACAGGAGAGAUGGACAGAAAAGAUGUUGAGAAGAAGAUCGCAGUCGUGAGAAGCCGCCAUGUCAGGACAGAAGCAGAGAAUGCCUCACGACACCAAACAUGCAAACAUACAGAUUAUUUGAGGAUUGGAAAAGCAGCUCCAGUGUGUUUGGUGCUGAUGUGUGUUGCUAUGCUGACUGUAGUCGUAGUGAUGGCUGUCGAUCUCUACACGAUGAUUGAAGAGUUUCACGUCAAAAACAAAAACCACACUGAUGAAAUAGAUAACUUAAAAACAAGAAAAAAAGACUUAGAACGUAAUGUUGAAAUGUUAAUAGAAAGUAACAAAGCCCUAAAGGAAGAAAAUCCAAAAAUACAGGAAAAAGUGGAAGAACUAUGGAAACAGAUUGGUAAAAUGGAUGGAUGGCGGUGCAAUCAAUCCAGUCUUUACUUCAUUUCGUCUGAGAAGAAGAACUGGACUGAGAGCAGAAGAGACUGCAAAGAGAGAGGAGCAGAUCUGAUCAUCAUAGAAAGCAAAGAGGAACAAGAGUUUGUAGAAAGAGAAAUUGGAGUGUCUGAUUCAGUCUGGAUUGGUCUGACUGACAGUGAGGUCGAGGGCACAUGGACAUGGGUUAACGGCACUAGUCUGUCCCCUGGGUUCUGGGGAGCAGGAGAACCAAGUGGUACCAGCACUAAUGAUGAAGACUGUGCCGUUAAUCUGUCUUUAGGCUUUGGGGAUUAUCCCUGUAAAAACCCAUUUAAAUGGAUCUGUGAGAGACAAAAUUAAUUUGACUUUUUUUAAAAAACAGUCCCACAAGUUCCCAUGAAAAGAAUAAUCUGUAGCAUAAAAUAUUAAUGAUUGUUUAAGAUUCUAUUACACUUCAUACCAAUGGUAAAUUCUGACUUAAUGUUAUUCUGAUUCAACCAGCAAGUUUUCUUUUGAACUAAAACGACAUGGGCCUCUCCUCAAAGAUAAUAAGUGGAAAAAAAUCUAAAUAUUUCUCAGAAUUUAUAUAGAUUUGAACAAAAAAAGUGAGAAUUUGUAAGGGGUAUGAAUCAUUUUGGGCUUGUCUGCAUGUGUAGCUUUUCGUCUAGCAUAUUUCCAAAGCUGAAGUGUUUACAUGUUUCAAAAUUAGUGUAUAAAUGAAGUAAGUUUGGGACAUGGCAAGUUGUUGAAUUAUGUUUUUUGUUUUAUCAUUAAAUUUACUAUUUUUGUGUCUUGAUAUGUAUUGCUUUUUGAGUUGUCUGAAAUCCCAAAUAACCAUGCUUGUUUUUUUAUAUCCAUAUUUUGUGAUUUAUAUUUCUCAUUUAGAAUUAUGAACAUGAAUUAUGAAUGG
This is a messenger RNA of Danio aesculapii, 1456 nucleotides long. Its product is annotated as CD209 antigen-like protein E. The transcript is spliced from 5 exons. The coding region runs from base 97 to 906 and encodes 269 amino acids. The record is from RefSeq and is a predicted model, not a curated record. Lineage: Eukaryota; Metazoa; Chordata; Actinopteri; Cypriniformes; Danionidae.